AUGUGCAUUCAAGAUUCUUAUCACUUUCAUUUAACUGUAGAUGGGAAGCAGAAAGUAGCGAAAGAUAUCGUUGAAGCCAUUGACAAGGAAAAGAGGUCACUGACAUUCAAUGUGAUCGAGGGUGAUCUAAUCGAGUUAGACAAAGUCUUUAAAAUCAGUUUCCAUGUUGAAACACAUGAUGACAUUGAUUUGGUAACAUGGAUCCUUGAUUAUGAAAAGUUGAAGGACGACAUUGAAGAGCCACUCACAUUUUUGGGUGUUCUCAUUAACCUCUCAAAAGAUAUCGAGUCGUACCAUCUUAAUUAA
Messenger RNA from Fraxinus pennsylvanica, 306 nucleotides. The record is from the annotation of a GenBank genome assembly. NCBI's taxonomy places the organism in Eukaryota, Viridiplantae, Streptophyta, Magnoliopsida, Lamiales, Oleaceae.